UUUUUUUUUAAAUAGUGAACUUGGUGGUAUUGUUGUCAUCUUUUCAGCAGUUUCUUCAGACUUUUUAACAAUUACCGAGCUCCAGCGGUAUUGUGUCCUCUAUCCAUUUAAUUCAAUGAAUACCCAGACCCAGUACGAAAAUGUCUCGAGAUAAAAUAAACUUAAUGUUAGACAACAAAAGAUACAUAAUAAUAAUUUAAGACUGAGGCUGAAUUUUAUUUUAUAAUUUGUUGGCGUAUUUAAAAAUAAGGAGGGCGAUCCUUCCGGCAGCCUGUUCUCGGUAGCCUGCAUUCUCUUACUCUUGGUUGUUACUCGAUAAGCAAUCUGCGUCUUUCGCGAUCGUGACGCUCCGCUGAGAACCUCUAGCAGCGUAGAAGCUCUAGCCAGGCAUCGUGAAUGGCCCGCGAGUGAUUCGUAACAGCCCCUCCAACCUCUCUACUCUAGACUCUACACUCUCUGUACUCAGUAUUCUGCACGGACAAUGUUGUAGGUAAACUCUAUACACUGGCUGAGGCCAUUGUCUUCCAUUUGUAAGGCUUAAGGCCUUGUGCUCUUCUGAAAGAUUGACCAGUCUCGCGAGUUUUGCUCCGCGGAUCGUUCGCGCACUAGUCUCUAGCUCACAUCACACUCAACACUUUACACUCCACAUAUCCAUACAUCCGAGAUCUGGAAAAUCUAUCAUUAGAAUGUGCAAGUGUCAAGUGAGCUCUCGAUAGUGAUGGAACUUAACAAUUAAAUUUAUAAAAAAUAUAUAUAUUAAUUAAAAAUAAAAUGAUAUCAAGUGGUGAGUCGAGAUGUCGGGCUCCGAUUCUACCUCGCGUUGAGGAUCUGGAGCGUAGCCCGGAAUGGAUGGCCCUCACGUACGACAUCAAUAAUCUCGAGAGAAUGAAAUCAGUGGGUGGCGCGCGGGCUGGGAAACUUGAGGACGCAGCAACAGCUACGGCAGUAAUAACAUCUAGUGCAUCCCUGGGUUUACCGCCACGACAGCUGACAAACAGCCGUCCGGAGUCGGAGGUCAACGAGCCCCAGGUUCUCUGCGUCCGUAUCACCGCCAACCAACGUUUAGAUUUGUUAAGUCGGGAUUCAAAACCUCACAGCUCAAACCCCAGCCCCGAUUCCACUCCCAGUUCAGCUCAAUCUCCCCGUCAUUAUCAUCAGCAGUAUCAGCAGUGGAGUUGGAAACCACGUACAGAGUUCGAACGAAGUUACUUCACUGACAACAGUGUCCCUGACAUUGAUAAAGUGUCUGCGCAAAGUGAGAACAGCCGAUCGUAUCGCACCUCCCAAAGUCCCGUGGAUCCAGAUCGGCUGCUGAUAAACUCGGUUAAAAAUGGUUUUAAAAAAGACUGGAACCGAUCAUCAAUAAAUGCUUUUUAUAAUAAUUCUAAUAAUAAUAAUAAUAAUAAUAAUCGUCAUCAUCGUAGUAAUAAUAGUGGUAUUGGUAAGGAUUUAGAAAGUUUUGAUGAUGAUAAGAGCCAUAGAUCGUACUACUCAAGCCCCGAGUACUCGGGGCAACCCGAUAAACGUGAUAUCUUAUUUAAUCCUGGAUCAGACGAAUUUCGUGGUAGUAGAGAGCGACUACAUGAGAUAUUUGAACACAACAGACUUUUGAGAAGGCGGUUCUUUGCCGAUGAUGCUAAUACUAAUCUAGUGGAUGAGCCAGAGGCUGAGGAUGCUAAAGCUAUUGCUAAAGCGAAGGCUGCUCGAGGCGAAAGCAUUCAAGGCUGUGCUGACGUAACUGAUACAGACAACAUACGGGUCUGCACGGAUAUUAUGAAAACCCGACUGGAACUGGAUAUGCAGCAACAGUCUAAACAUGUAACCAGCGGGUUUGGUAGCACCGAAACUCUGACAAGCCAGAGUAAUCAAUCAGUCAGCAGCAAUGGACGUAAGUCACGAGCCGACUUUGAUAAUUCAAUAGACUUUAUUCCGGACUUUAAAAAGGAUACACCCUUUGAUAGAUAUCCCAUCUCGGUUCCCGAAUACGGAGGCUAUCAGAACCAGCGAUUGGCUCUGAAACACGAGGAAAUACCACAGGAUAAUCGAUCUGUCGGGUCUCGGGAGUGCGCCAGACGGCACAGAGGCUCUGGAUUACCGACGAUUCAAACUACGGAUUAUGUGGAUUGUUCCAGCGGCGGAGAAAAGUUCUUUGCUACUUACGUCAGGAUUCGAGACUCUCCUGAGACACGAGUAUCUCCACCCCCAGCACCUCUCGCACCGCUACGUAGAAAAUCCAGUAAACCAGCCCCUCUCGAUCUCACGGAUCUCAACGCCAGACAUUACGAGAUCCAUGAACGUCAGAGCGUGAUGAAGAAUUAUAUGGCGCUGGAUACGACUUUGUCUUUACCACCGACUUUGUGGAACGAGCAAAAGCACAAUAAAAUUUUAAACUACCCGACUUACGAGCUGGCACUCAGCGAUGCGAAAAGCUGCUCUAGAACCGCGAACGACGACAGAGACAGCAGAAGCAGCAGGAACACCGAUGAUCUAAGAUCCCCCCAGCUUGUCAACAGUUUCAGCAACUCAAUGCUCGACCAGUUGGUACCAGAGCCCUCUGAUGCCUCAGUUGAUGGUUCAAGGAUCACGGACCGCGGAAAGUCAAUUGACUCAACACAACCCGGAACCGGAAGCACGCUUCCAUUGGUCUACGGUCCCAUUCCGUACAAAUCACCGAGACGAUAUGUCGAGGGUGAGGUGACGAUUCAUUAUCGUUCUCCAGUCCGUGCGGAAGCUAAGGAAAUUCUUAGCGAAGAAGAACUUGCUCGCAGGAGUGCCGAGAAUAUGCGCCGAGUUUAUCAGGAGGAGAGACGGAGAAAAUAUCUCCAAGAGUUGCACGACAUAGAUUCGCGUCGGCAUACUGAUAAUUUUAUACCAUCGCAAAAGUCUCCGAUACCAUUGAAUCGGUACGACGAUUUUGUGGAUGACAUGAGUUAUAGAAGUAGAUCUCAAGAGCAAACUCCCGAGCCGCGACUUGUCGCACGAGCGAUGUACAAUUUUGUGGGACAGACAUCGCGUGAAUUGUCAUUCCGGCGAGGUGACAUAAUUCUCAUUCGCCGGCAAAUUGAUAAAAAUUGGUACGAAGGUGAACAUAAUGCCAUGCUCGGCCUCUUUCCUCUAAAUUAUGUCGAGGUUUUGCCGUUUGAAGGAAUGAGAUCGACCCCGAAAAAACCCUACGAGGGUCAAGCACGUGCUAAAUUUAAUUUCAUCGCUCAGACGAACCUCGAGUUGUCUCUUGUGAAGGGAGAGCUCGUUGUGUUGACAAGAAGAGUUGAUGACAAUUGGUUCGAAGGACGGAUCGGCAGUCGCAAAGGCAUAUUUCCUGUUACGUAUGUUGAAGUUAUCAUGGAACCAGGACAACACCGACCCGAAACACCCGUCUCCAGUAAACCAGUUGCUUCCCCAGCAGCUCACAGCAUGCUGUCCAAUGGUACUGCCAGCGGUAAAUUGAGCAUGGGGCCUCAUCACUACACCCCCUCGAUACCUGUUAAAACUACUACUACUGAGCCUCAAUAUAUAUCACUGCCACGUAUUGGUGUCACUGAACGCAACAAAUUGCACGUUGCACCUGUCAACGAAACAUUGCACAUCGACACACACUCGGAUACGUUACCGUACCGAGCGCUGUACAAUUAUCGGCCGCAGAACGAGGACGAGCUGGAAUUGAAAGAAGGCGACACAGUCUUCGUGAUGGAAAAAUGCGACGACGGAUGGUUCGUUGGUUCAAGCCAAAGAACUGGUUACUUCGGCACCUUCCCGGGAAAUUACGUCGAGCGAUUGUGAGACGAGGCGAGUCCUCGCUGGCCCGUCCCCGCGAGGAGGUACCGGUUCCCCAAGAGUGUGCCCGUUGAAUUACCAAAGGAGUCAUCGAGAAAAAUCGAGUAUCGCUGUUAGUUAAUCCAACAUUAACAAUAAUUAGUUAAUAAUUAAUAACACAAGUCAUUAAUAAAUUUAUUUUCAUUGUUCAUUAUUAUUAUUAUAUUAUUUAAUUAGAUAAUUAAAGCUUCAAAGGUCUUCCACGACUUAUUUUUUACGUCGGAAUAUUAUUUGAUAGCGUAGCAUUACACCAAAUAAUAAAAGUUAAUAAUUAACAUUUAAGUUUUAAUUAAUUGAUUUACGAACUAACGUCUAAUGUGUAAGUAGUGUAAGAUAUUUAUUGUUUACUUCCAUUGAGAUGUCUCGGAAGUAAAAUUUAUUAUUUAAAUUACAAUAAUGAUGACGCGGUUUGUUGGAAUUAGCAAUUAAAU
Molecule: messenger RNA, 4244 nt
Organism: Microplitis mediator
Lineage: Eukaryota; Metazoa; Arthropoda; Insecta; Hymenoptera; Braconidae
Exons: 7
Coding region: 772-3780 (1002 amino acids)
Molecular function (GO): protein binding
Source: RefSeq, a predicted model, not a curated record